Molecule: messenger RNA, 2799 nt
Organism: Megalops cyprinoides (Indo-Pacific tarpon)
Lineage: Eukaryota; Metazoa; Chordata; Actinopteri; Elopiformes; Megalopidae
Product: ATP-dependent 6-phosphofructokinase, liver type-like
Exons: 22
Coding region: 171-2513 (780 amino acids)
Biological process (GO): canonical glycolysis; fructose 1,6-bisphosphate metabolic process; fructose 6-phosphate metabolic process
Cellular component (GO): cytoplasm; membrane; 6-phosphofructokinase complex
Molecular function (GO): 6-phosphofructokinase activity; ATP binding; AMP binding
Source: RefSeq, a predicted model, not a curated record
GGAAAAGCGCAGCACUCGAAGUUAAAGAAAGCUCCGUGGGCCUGAAGCGUUCUGUGAGCAAGAGUCCGGAAGUAAAACUGUUGUUACACCGUUUCCCUGGAGCAAAAAAGGAAUUAAGUGUUGAUAUUCUUAUUCUACCGUAACAUUACUUGAAGCAGUUUUCCAACAUCAUGACAUCCCUGGACUUCGAGAAGUUGCGGAUGACGGGGGCUGGCAAAGCCAUCGCCGUGCUGACAAGUGGAGGAGAUGCCCAAGGUAUGAAUGCAGCUGUCCGUGCGGUGACUCGGAUGGGCAUAUAUGUUGGGGCCAAGAUGUAUCUUAUCCAUGAGGGCUACCAGGGGCUGGUGGAUGGUGGGGAAAACAUCAAGCUAGCUCACUGGCAGAGUGUCAGCAACAUCAUUCAGCUGGGCGGGACUGUGAUCGGCAGCGCCCGCUGCAAGGCCUUCACCACCCGGGAGGGGCGCCUGGCAGCCGCCUUUAACCUGGUGAAGCGGGGCAUCACCAACCUGUGCGUGUGUGGGGGAGACGGCAGCCUCACGGGGGCCAACAUCUUCCGCAGCGAGUGGAAGGACCUGCUGGCUGAGCUGGCGAAGAAGGGGAGGAUCACGGAAGCCUUGGCCCAAAAGCAUGACCACCUGAACAUCGUGGGCCUGGUGGGCUCCAUCGACAACGAUUUCUGCGGCACCGACAUGACCAUUGGCGCAGACUCCGCCCUCCACCGGAUUGUGGAGAUCACGGAUGCCAUCACCACCACCGCUCAGAGCCACCAGCGCACCUUUGUCCUUGAGGUGAUGGGUCGCCAUUGUGGGUACCUGGCCGUGGUGUCUGCGUUGGCGUCGGGAGCUGACUGGGUGUUCAUCCCAGAGGCUCCCCCAGAGGAGGGCUGGGAGGACCUCAUGUGUGCCCGUCUGGGUGAGAGCCGAAGCACUGGGUCCAGACUGAACAUUGUGAUCAUCGCAGAGGGAGCUAUCGACAAGCAGGGCAAGCUCAUCACCUCCAACUACGUCAAAGACCUGGUGGUGCAGAGGCUGGGGUACGACACCCGGGUGACAGUGCUCGGUCACGUCCAGAGGGGCGGCACGCCCUCCGCUUUCGACAGGGUGCUGAGCAGCCGAUUGGGGGUGGAGGCGGUGGUGGCCCUGCUGGAGGCCACGCCCGAGACCCCGGCCUGCGUCAUUGGACUGUCGGGCAAUCAGGCCGUGCGCCUGCCACUCAUGGAGUGUGUUCACAUGACAAAGGAGGUGCAGAAGGCCAUGAAUGAGAAGAGGUUUGAGGAAGCCAUUCAGCUGCGUGGGCGGAGCUUUGAGAAUAACUGGAACACCUACAAGCUGCUGGCUUACCAGAAGCCUGCCCAGUCCCAGAGUAACUUCUCCAUGGCGAUCCUGAACGUGGGCGCCCCUGCGGCGGGGAUGAACGCGGCGGUGAGGUCAGCCGUCAGGGUGGCGCUCGCUCAGGGGCACAAGGUCUACGGAGUCAGCGACGGCUUUGAGGGGCUCGCCAAGCAGAUGGUGUCAGAAGUGGACUGGGACCUUGUAAGGGGCUGGACUGGCCAAGGUGGCUCCCUGCUGGGGACCAAGCGGACUCUUCCCGAUUCCUGCAUGGAGGAGAUAGUGGAGAGCAUCAGGAAGUUUGACAUCCAGUCGCUGCUGGUCAUUGGAGGGUUUGAGGCGUAUGAGGGUGUGCUGCAGCUGGUGGAAGCUAGGGGGUGCUACAGAGAGCUGUGUAUCGUCAUGUGUGUCGUCCCUGCCACCAUCAGCAACAAUGUCCCCGGCACGGCUUUCAGUCUGGGCGCAGACACCGCUGUCAACGCCGCCAUGGAGAGCUGUGACAAGAUCAAGCAGUCGGCCUCGGGGACGAAGAGGCGAGUCUUCGUGGUGGAGACGAUGGGCGGGUACUGCGGCUACCUGGCCACCACCACGGGCGUCGCAGUCGGAGCCGACGCGGCGUACAUCUUCGAGGAGCCCUUCAACAUCACUGACCUGAAGACGAAUGUGGAGCAUCUUACAGAGAAGAUGAAGAAAGAUAUUCAGCGGGGUCUGGUGCUGCGGAAUGAGAAAUCCAGUGAGCACUACACCACUGAUUUCAUCCACAACCUUUAUUCAGCUGAGGGCAAGGGAGUCUUCGACUGCAGAGUGAAUGUGCUUGGACACUUGCAGCAGGGAGGAGCUCCCACACCCUUUGACAGGAAUUUCGGCACCAAAGUCGGCGUGAAGUCCGUGCUAUGGAUCACCGAGAAGAUGGCGGAGACCUUCAGAAACGGUCACGUGUUUGCCAACAGCCCCGAUACGGCCUGCGUGCUCGGCAUGAUCAGGAAGAUGCUGACCUUCAGCCCUGUGACCGAGCUGAAGGACCAAACAGACUUCAAACACCGCAUGCCGAAGGAACAGUGGUGGCUGAACUUUCGCCUCAUGCUGAAGAUGCUGGCCAAAUACCAGACCUGCUUCAGCGAGUACGUCCCUGGAGAGGUGGAGCACGUUACCCGCCGAACACUCAGCAUAGACACAGGGAUCUGAGGAUUCAGCCACCCCUACAUGCCCUUGCUGCUUUCAAAUUUCUCCACUAGGGGGAGCUGUGGCUCAACUUCUCCGCAAACCCGCCAUUAUACAGAAUGUAUCCAUCUGCGUUGUCAGCUGUGACCAAUGCAAAAAAGUAUUCUCAGAAUUCUGCAACAAAUAACCUGAAAUUCUCUGGUCAGAUAAUUUUCCAUUGUUUACAAUAUGUAACUGUCCUUUGACGCUGAAAUACGAAAUGGAACUACUGCCCAUCUCACUGGACCGGUGCAAUUUGGAAACAUGUUGU